UUUAUGGGCGCCAGUGCUUGAUUGGACAUCUCCUUGGUAGGUCGUGUAUCCAGUCUAUACUAAUUUGUGCUUGUAUGUUGAAUGCAUCGUUUGUAAAAAUAAACAUUUUCGGCGGUUUCGGUAAUCUGGGAGAAACUGUCGUAAAAUCGAGUUGUAUAUAGUAAUGGUAUUGUUUAUAAAACAAUUUGAAAUAAAGUGAAUGUACAUGCUUUUAAAGUGAAAUUCAUAAAGUGUGGAUAAUAAUGGGAGAAAUACAUUAAAAUAAUAAAGAAAAUCAAUAUUGGACCAACUGAAGUAAGAACCACUCACACCACGCAUUUCAUUUUAUUGUUAAUCAAUUUAUCGAUUUUUUCGGAAUUGAGUGUGCAGGAAAAGGAACAUAAAAGAGUUAGUGUCGUUUCGUUCAGGUAUUGACAAAUCUGUGUCUCCCUGUGUGCUUAAGCUUUCCUCUCAUUCAAACGCGUUGAUGGCACUGAUUAAUCAUCAUACAUUAAAAGUGUUGUGAUGAACAAUAUAGUUCCAAAAGUGUAAUUGUUUAGUCUUAAUCAAAAUAGUGAAAGUGAUCACGUUAUGGAUCUAUGUAAAAGCAGAAUGACUCGCUACGAAAUGGAAUUCGAUCCUUCCACAUACCACUGCGCAAUAUGCAUGUUCCGAGAACAUCCGUGCGAGACGCUAUCCGUAGGGACAAUCGCCGGUGUUAUUGGGCGUGGUCGUCCUACACCAGCGCUUCCACUACUGUCAAAAGAAUGUCGCUACAAAGGAAAGGUGUUUACCAGGCGGUUUAAAAAAGAUAACUAUCUUCGGUACGAUUGGCUUGCUGGCUGUGAAGUUGAGAACAAGCUAUUUUGUUGGCCGUGUUACAUAUUUUCUUCCGAUCCAACCGAUACAUGGGGCUAUAAAGGAUUCGAUGGCUUGAGUAAUUUCAGUAACUCAGUAAAAACGCAUGUUAAUCAAGAAAUUCAUCUACUAAACGCUGAAAAGUAUAAUUGUUACGUGACUGAGGGAAGAAAAAUUUUAAGCGAAAGGACACGUAUUCAAUCGAAUUCGGCUGCAAAUUCGACGGGCCGAAUAAAGAUGGAUGUUCUACCAACUAGCCAGUAUACCGAGGCUGAAGAGCAAGACAACGAAGCCAAUAUAAUACGGCAUUCAGGUGUGCUGGAGGAACCGUCCGGAGACGAAGGAAUCCAAGAAUCAAACAGUAGCGCAAGGGAAACUGUUGACAUGUCUCAGCCAGCGGUUGGGGCAGAAAAGUAUCAACUGAAGUGGCACUCGCAUCAACAAAAUCUCAAUUCGUCGAUCUCAUGUCUAUAUAGGAACGAUCGCUAUGCCGAUGUGAUGUUAAUCACCUGUAAUAAUGAUGAGAGCUUUUCGAUGGCCGCACACAAAUUGGUUCUUGGAACCUCUAGUACGUAUUUCGCCAAUAUCUUCGACAAAACUGUUACCCCACCGAAUGCAAUGACUUAUAUCGUUCUUCCGCCGGAGCUCACGAGACGUGCCCUGCAGACACUGAUACAGUAUAUGUACACGGGUGAAUCGACGGUUUCGGUAGAUAUUCUGAAUGAGGUGUUGCGUGGAGGUGAAAUUCUGAAAAUACGGGGCCUCUGGCGAAACCCAGGUAUAUCCGAUGGAACUGCUUCUACGGAACAAACAACUUCUAAGGGUCGUCAUCGAUCGGAACGAGUUUCAGUGGAUAGGGUACUACUUCAAGAACCUCGUGUUGCGCAAAAUCCAGUAACCAUUCACGAUAGUCCUGUGAUUGUAACAAACGCAGCAAAAAGCUACGGAAUAAGUCAAACUGCACAAAUGCCAGCAAGUUCGUCUACACCGAUCAUCAAUGUUAAAAAAGACGUUGCGAUUGAUCCCGGUGAAAGAUGUAGAUCCUCUUCUAAUAUUGAUGGUAACCCCUCCAGUACUAAACGAUCUCAUCCGGCCAUCAAUCAGGAGAAUAAUCAUCAAACACCUAAACAACAGCCCAUUACAAAAAACUCUCCGUCAAGAGCAGUAUUAACGAAUACAGAAAAUGUUCCGCCUACACACAGUGUGUCCCAAACAAUGCCGGAAGAACUGAAUUUUCUUAACGUGAAAGAAGAACCGGUUGAGUGGAGUGACGUUAACGCUGGAGAGAUAGAUCUUGAUAAAACUGGGCUUCCUAUAGUGAAAGUAGAGAUGAAAGAUCCAGUGUGCUCGGACGAAAGUGAAGAUCAUAGCCAAGAGCAAGUGUAUUCGCCUUUGACGUGUGAACUGUGUAGUGAAACAUUCACUGUUCCUGCCGAAUGGGUGCGACAUAUUGAGAGCCACACAGAUCCUCCGCAUACAGCAUCGAAACGCCGUCGCCGUUUGGAGAGUGACAAUAAUGCCGAUAUGACGGCCGCACUGAAGUGUGACUUGUGUGCCAUGUACUUCGUAACACCAGCCGAAUGGGUUCGUCACGUUCAGAACACGCACACGGAGACAGAAUUGGCCAUGUCCAACAAUAGCACGCUUUCCCGACGCGGCACAAAAAUUUCCUCUUCCAACACGUUAACGACUUCGGUACAGCAAGCACAGGAGCGAAUAUGCUCUGUAUGCAACAAAGGUUUUCCUUCGUAUGCCAGCAUGAUUAUUCACAAACGAACACACACGGGUAUGGGCUCAUCUGGUUAAGUGAACAGGAUUUCGGUGUGAAACCGUCGCAAUGCUGAAUCGCUCCUAAGAAGUUAUGUUUCUUUUGUACGAAUAUUCGUCGUAUGAACACACUGUAGAUGGUGCACAUAUACGACUUCCUGAGCGCAGCAGUUUUAACUUUUUAGGAGACACUGUCAUAGUUAUAUACCGUGACCGAUAAUGUAAAAAUGAAUAAAAUGCAUAUUUUUCAAUUUAACUAGAUUA
Malaya genurostris is the source of this 2868-nucleotide messenger RNA. RefSeq names its product myoneurin. Gene Ontology annotation, biological process: regulation of transcription by RNA polymerase II. The transcript is spliced from 6 exons. Gene Ontology annotation, cellular component: nucleus. Lineage: Eukaryota; Metazoa; Arthropoda; Insecta; Diptera; Culicidae. The coding region runs from base 571 to 2643 and encodes 690 amino acids. Gene Ontology annotation, molecular function: protein binding. The record is from RefSeq and is a predicted model, not a curated record.